AGCUAGUGAGAUAAUAAUUUUUAUAGUCAUCGAGCGACUACUCGAGUAUAUAAGUGACAUAGUAAUAGAGUGUGCGCACGCAGUACAUUGCAACCUUGUUAUAGAAGCAACAAGUUCCCGGUCACGAUAGCGAUGCGUUCCGUCAGUGUCGUGUUGAUUCUCGUAGUGGUCGCAAUGGCGAGCUCGGCACCCUCUGACAGUCCUCCCAAAAAGGAGCAUUACGACGUAGAAAAGGCUGAUGAACUCUUCGAACAAUACAUAAAGGACUACCAAAAGGAGUACGAGGACGAAAACGACAAACAAAUGCAUUUCAAAGCGUUUGUCGAGAGCUUAAAGAAGAUCAAUAAGUUGAACGCGGAGAGCACAAGCGCCACUUUCGGUAUUAACCAGUUCACCGACUAUACCGAGAAAGAAAGGAAAAAUAUAUUUGGUUUAAGAUUGGUCGCAAUGGCGAGCUCGGCACCCUCUGACAGUCCUCCCAAAAAGGAGCAUUACGACGUAGAAAAGGCUGAUGAACUCUUCGAACAAUACAUAAAGGACUACCAAAAGGAGUACGAGGACGAAAACGACAAACAAAUGCAUUUCAAAGCGUUUGUCGAGAGCUUAAAGAAGAUCAAUAAGUUGAACGCGGAGAGCACAAGCGCCACUUUCGGUAUUAACCAGUUCACCGACUAUACCGAGAAAGAAAGGAAAAAUAUAUUUGGUUUAAGAUCGUCAAAGCAGUUAACGAAGUAGGUACCUACAUGAAGAAAACAAAAAAAUCUUUCAAGAAAACUUUUACUUUAUACUUAUAUUUUUAAAAUAAAUAUAGUUUCUGUUUAUAACACAUUUUCAUUAAUUUUUUUCCAAAAAAUAUAUUUCUUUGAUGGUCUCAAUGAGAUUAGACCAGUAUCUACUAGUAGGUGAUAUUUUAUAUUUAUUAUAAACUUUAUACAACAAGCGUGUACAGGUGGACUUAAUGCCUUAGGCAUUGUCUCCCAGUCAACCUUUAAGCAAUGCAGAGAUGAAAGUAGCAAGCGAUUUAAACCUUUAUAAAUAGCCAUUGUACCAGUAUAAUAAAUAACAAGUCUCACAAUCA
Messenger RNA from Spodoptera littoralis (African cotton leafworm), 1078 nucleotides. The record is from the annotation of a GenBank genome assembly. Lineage: Eukaryota; Metazoa; Arthropoda; Insecta; Lepidoptera; Noctuidae.